Molecule: messenger RNA, 5908 nt
Organism: Tachysurus fulvidraco (yellow catfish)
Lineage: Eukaryota; Metazoa; Chordata; Actinopteri; Siluriformes; Bagridae
Gene: adnp2a
Product: ADNP homeobox 2a
Exons: 4
Coding region: 285-2921 (878 amino acids)
Biological process (GO): regulation of gene expression
Cellular component (GO): nucleus
Molecular function (GO): DNA binding
Source: RefSeq, a predicted model, not a curated record
CUGUGCGCCAUGUUUUCCAGAAAGAGCGGACUGGUGUUGCACUAAAGGUGGAAACAAAAAAAAAGAAGCGUGAAAUAGAAACUAGGCCAGAUGUUUUUUUUACACAAACCACAAAAAGAGCUACGUGAGUAGAAACGUGAUUGUGCGGACUGCGGAGUUUUAUAAACAUCAUCACACUGCGCGCCUCGCGGUGACGCCGGAAGACAACACACGCAGCCGAAAAGCAUCCAAACUCGACCGCCUUCCUCCUGAGCCGACACUGAAGUGUCAACAACAACAACAACAUGUUUCAAGUACCAGUGAACGAUUUGGCAAGGCUCAGAAGGUCCCGCAAGAAAGUGAAGAGUAUUCUGUGUGACAUCGCGCUGCAGAAUUGUCAGGACUUGAUAGAGGAAUACAGACCUUUUGAUGCCGGCGAGGCAAGUUUCAACAACACGGAAUGGAGCGAUUUCACUGAUGGGCAUGUUGGCAAGAGGAGAAAAAAGUGGAAAUAUCGUCCAGAAUCGCUGUGCUGCAGCCUGUGUUGGUUUUCCACGCGGUCUUUUUACGCCUUCAGAAGUCACGCACUGCGGAGUCAUAGGGAGGAGCUUGACCUCGCAUCACUCUUAACCUGCCCCAGCUGCUCUUUUGUCAGCCGCCCAGAAACCAUCAAUCAGCACCUCAAGUAUUUUCACCCCAAGCCUACAAAAAUAUCCACACCCACCUUCUCCAUCAUUCAGCCACCCAAGACGGCGACGCUCACAGCCUCUGCCAACCUGGUGGAUGAUAGGUACAUGUGUGUGAACUGUGGCUAUGCUGACUCUUUGCUUUAUGUGAUGAAAAAACAUGUUUUGGUGAACCACUAUGCCACAUUGUUGAACCGUUACUUUGGCCACAGGUUGGAAAGUGGCCAAAACACAGACAGUCAAAACAAAAAUGCCAGAGUUUUGAAUUCCAAGUAUUAUUGCAAGGAGUGCAAACUGCCAGCGGAGACCAUAGAACAUCUCCUGUAUCACAUUUUGAGCUCGGACAGGCAUAAGGAUCUCCACUGGCAUAUUAUGCCAUUUAUCAGCGAAAAGACUCAAAAUGCCGGGCAGGCAAACCCAAUGAAUAUUGCAUCAAAUUUAAACCAGGUUAAGCAAAAGAAAGGACAUUCAAUAGCUAAAUCUAAUGGCACGAUGCUCAUGGCAGGGCCAACCAACACAUCAGGUCUUCUGUGCUCUGCUGGAGGGCGGCAGGUCUUCCUCUCCUCCCAGAAUCCAGCUUUACUACCACAGCAGGCCUCUAGUGGGAUUCAUCAAGGUUUGCCUACCUUGUCUUCCUCUUCACUUGUUAAAUCUAUGAAUAUGGUGAUGCCAAAUGUCCAUAAUGCUUCUAAACAGGUUCCCGUGUCCAUGACGGUGCCUAGGCUUUCACAAUCUCAGUCAGCCCAACAGGUGGUUCUGCCCCCAGCAGUUCAUGUCAACCUUCCCGGCAAAACUGGUGUGCGUCCACCUAUGCUUUUUACUCACAGGCUACAACUAAACCAGUCUGCUCCCAGACAGCCCAUCGUCUCCUCUCAGUCUGUCCGUCUCAUUCCCACAGGCAACAAAGUCAACGGUGUCCCAACGUACACUUUAGCUCCUGUUCAAGUAAGCGCGGUACCUGGCCAGCCUGGCGCUAGUCAGAUGGUCAGCCGUACACCGGUAGUUGUGUCAACAAAUGGACCUCGGUCCUCAGUAGUCACUCCAUCAAAGGCGGCAGUACAGCCUGCUAAGCCAGCACCUGGAAGCCUAAAAGAAGCAGCACGUAAAAGGAAUCGCCCAAACAAACUGGCCGUUUUUGCGCCGUUCUUAAAAAAACAGAACGACGAUACUGUAAAAUGCCUCCGUUGCAAAGUUUUGUUGACUGAGCAGUGGAUCUUUCAGCAUUUGUUGCACGGGUUGAGGUGUCUGUUUUGCCCUCUGAUGUUCUACUCCUUCAAGCAGAUCAUGGAGCACUCAAACAAAGAACAUAGCUUAAAAAUAAAGAAAAACCGAGACUUAAUCAAAGGCGAGUACAAACUUGACUGUGACGACGAAGGCAACAUUGCAUUUUCCACCUUCAGCUUGAAUACGGAUGUGCCCAAAGACUUGCUUGAUAACCGAGAGCUCAACCUUGUGCUGGUCACUAGUGCUCAAGAGAAAAUCUACAUAAAGAUGUACCCAGACUCUGCGAAGGCUGUAUACCCACCUACACUGAAAGCCAUACCUACCGUAUGUCCAUUCUGCCAGGUGAAGCUGCAGAGUUUGGAGGACUAUGAGAACCAUUUAAAAACAAUACACCACAUCGUGCCCACCAUCCAUGCCAUAUUGAAAUCUCCUGCUUUCAAGUGCAUCUACUGCUUCGGGGUGUAUUCUGAAAAGUCGACCCCAAAAACCAUUUCUAUUCAUGUGCAGCGCUGCCGGUGCGCUCCCAAGAGUGUCAAGGAAGCAGAGAAGCGGCUGAAUCCGGACACGGUGGCGCACGCCAAUGGUGAUAUGGUCAACUCCGUUCACCAAAGUUUCCAGCCGCACAUCAUACUGAAUGCAGACGUGAAACAAACUGCCAAAGAAAAGAGGGAGUCGGCUGCUGAGAAAUACGGCAACAGAAGCUUCCGGGCUUGCAAGAACGACACUUAUACCCCAGCCGAGCUUGUCCUGGACCCUUCAGGAAUGGAGAUGCAAUCUUUUGAGAACAGGAAGGAAUUCUUGACAAAGUACUUCCACAAUAAGCCGUACCCAUCGAAAAUGGAGAUGCUAACUCUCGCUGCCCGCCUGUGGUUGAACAAGACGGACGUGCUUCAUCACUUCAGUAUGAAACGGAGCAGGUGCAUGAAAACAAUCCAGAGGAGGAAAACUGUAGUACUGCUGGGUUUCAACAUGUGCGAGGUGAAUAAAGUGCAACAUAACCUUCUGAUUCCAGAGGUGGAGCCUACUAUCUGAAGAAACCGUAUUUAUAUAAGCAUGCUUAUGUUAGAAUUCGCCUUCGUUUAAAGUCUGACGAUCGGACGUGUCCGGCUGUUCUGGAGGGCUAUAUUAUAGAGCUCGCCCUUCUCUGUAUAGGUCACAAACAUUUUGACUUGACUUGAAACUAAUUCAUUAUUUUAUUAAAUAAAUUAAAGUUUGGGCAGCACUAAACUGCAGUGAUUUGGCCAAUUAGAGUUGGAAUUGCAUCCUUAAAUUCCAUGUUGAAGAUGUAAUUCUUGGGUUUGUGUAAAGAGUGUGUGUAAAUAAUGACAGAUAUAUUAACGUUUGGGUACUGUUUAUGAUAUUCCUUUAGCCAGUUUGUAAGUUGGCGACUCUAAUGUUAGAAUUAUUUUUUACACAGCUAUUCUGUAUAUGCUCCCGUGUGUAUGGACCCCUGUACACUCUUAUGUCAAAAGUUCUUUCUGAUACCUGUAGUAUGCAUUUUGUUCAGCUGCAAUGCAUCGCUUCUAUAUAAAAUUAUACACACUCAGCGUCCACUUUAAUAGGAACACCUGUACACUCGUAUGCUUGUUUAUGCAGUUAUCCAACAAGCCGGUCAUGUGACUGCGGUGUAGUGCGUAAAAUCAUGCAGAUAAAGGCCAAGAGCUUCGGAUAACUUCAGGCGUUCCUAAUAAAGUGGACUGUGAGGGUAGGUUUACCACUAGUACCCUUUGAGAAGUCCCGUGUAUUGUUUGACAAAAUUGUUUUUUCUUUGUUGAGUGUACUAAUAGGAAACAAUGUCUGCCUUUUAAAAACCAUUAUUAAUAUUCUAUUAAAAAGACUAUUUGGGUUGGGUUGUGUUUUAUUUUCAAUCCAUAGUCUAAUGAAUUCAUUUGUCAGAAACAGUGGGAAGAGUGUGAUUAAUGCUGAUGAAGAGUAUAUUCUUAAUAUUACAUAAUAUAUAUAUUUUUUCUAUGAAACCCAAUCAUUUCUCUAGUGAAGAAAUGGAUUGUUUAGGCAUAAGUAAGGAGUCCUGACAUAGCUUGCGUAUUCUAUGGCACUUAAUUAUAGCUUAUUUACAUUCAUUUUGCUGAGCAAACUUCAUAAAUAAACAUAUUUAGGAAGCUGCAAGGUGAUGUAAAGUCAAAAUGGUAAGCUAGCUAAAAUGUUCACAAACACAGAAAGGUUUGUACGGUUGCUUUGUAGCCUCAAACCUCCAUAUGAUAAACUCAAUACGAGAUAAAUUGACGUUUUUUGAAGGAAAGGAAAAAAGAUGUGGUUGUUGGAGCUCUGGACUUUUGAUUGAACUGAGAUUUGCUCAAAUGCUUUAGACUCUGAGUCUGUCAAGAACCAGUUAUACAUAUGAAUAUAUACAUGUGAUACUGUAUGUGAGCACUGAUAAGUGAAAACCGAGCAGAUUCACAGCACACCUGUUUAUUAUUAAUGUUUGGUUUAGCUAUAAACCCUAUAAAAUCCUUGCUGAAGAUUUUGUUUAUAUGUAAUUUGUGUUCUCUUCAAAUGAUGAUUCAUUAUAAAUAAAAAAGGUUAUACAUGUUGAUGCAUGUUGAAUAAAUGCUGUACUUCUCUGUCGAUGUAAAAUGUUAGUGUGUGGUGGUGUUCAUCAGAAGAACCGAACAAGACGUGCGGUUGCCACGUGCUCCGUCAUGCGAAACUGUGACAAUUAAAACAAAGUAAACAUCAUUACUCACAGUAUGGAUAGACAAGUACACAAUCCUCUAAAACUAAAAUUAAUGUUGGACUUGACUAAUAAUGCAUUUUGGCUGAUCGGGAGAAACGUAUUGUUUUUUCUGUAUCUGAACUACAGGAAUUUGUUAGGAACAUAAUGGGAAAUGAACUAAAGGAAGCCUUGGUAUAGCUAUAUAAGUGGACAGACUUUUUUCUUUAUUCAUAACUUCAGACUGAGUAUCUGCCUGUGCUGAGAAGAAAGAUAAAAACCUCUACGGUUGUUAUGGAGCUGAUCCUGUAUCUGUUAUACUGUAUGUAUACAUCUCCACACUGUCCUGUGUUAUUAGUUUUGUACACUGUAUUAACAUGAUGUAGCUCUGUGGAUUGUCUUGUACGUUACCCUUUGGUCAAUGGAGGCUUUUUAUUCCUGACAGUGUGCCUGUUGUGUGGUGAGGAUGACAAUAAAAAUGACCUGAACUCCCACAAGGAAGCAAACUGACAGCUCUGUCCUCUAAUGCACAUGUCUGACUUCUUUAAUAGGAAAGUGAAUUAAAAAGCUAUACGUGGGUGGGGCUGAGCAUUAUUUAUUUACUUACCAAAAAAUUAAUAAAUGCAUAGCAAUAUUGUAAAUAAAAUGUUGUAAAUAAAUUGAUUAUUUUGUUUAUGAGAAUAAAUAACAAGGAUGACAACAAGAAAGAAAUAUUAUAUUUAUAUUUUAUUAUUAUUAUUAUUAGCAGUACACUGAAAAUCUGGUCAAUUUAUUAGUAGUUAUUUACUGUAGACUAAAUUCUGUAAUGCAAUAUUUAAUAUUUGACGCAGGUUUAACUUUCAAAUACCAAAAAAUAUGACGUUUAAAAACAGGAUGCGUUUCCACAAACUACAUAAAUAUACAGUAGACUUUUUUAGAGUCUAUAUCUAUACCCUAGACAAAACACGCCUCUGCACUAUGAUUGGCUACAACAUAACAACGGCGCGCGAUGAUUGGCUGCAGCUUUAUACUUCCGAUAGAAUAAUAUCAGCCAAUCCCAGCACAGGAGGCAGGACUGUGACGUCAUUAUUUUGCACGUUUAGCCUCGUGUAUUUUUUUUUAACAAUAAUAUUAAUGUUUUUGUGAGUAAUAUUUAAUCAUGAUCGGUCAUCACUGGGUUCAGAAAUGUUUGUUAUCUCGACGUGUUGGUGCUGUGGUGACAACGAUGCGUAAAAUAACCCUGGAGACUCCAAAUGGAUCUAAACACACGACCUUGAUGAGAACAUCAACAUUUCAGAGUGUAACAAACUUACACACUUCUGUUUGUCAGGGUCGCGAUCUGCUGAAGAAGAUGUUCACUAACAAGAGG